Messenger RNA from Meloidogyne enterolobii, 1367 nucleotides. The record is from the annotation of a GenBank genome assembly. Lineage: Eukaryota; Metazoa; Nematoda; Chromadorea; Rhabditida; Meloidogynidae.
UUUUUUAGAGAAUCUUUUUUACUUGGCACAAUGUCUAUUAUUCUCGAUCCUUACAUUUCUCCUAAAGAAAAAAAUCGAUUGAGAGGAUUUAACGAAGAAGAAAAUGAAAAUUUUGUUUCCCUUCAAGAAAAAGAGAAAGAAGUCGACCAAAAAAUUUCUUCUACUGAUAGUCUUGUUACUACUUCAACUAUUUCACCAAUUACAAAUUUAAAAAUUAUUGAAAAUAAAGAGGAAGAUAUUUUAAAUUUAAAUGAAGGUACAAAUAAAGAAGAAUCUUCUCGUCGAAAAGAAAAGAAAGGAACAACAACAACCUCCUCCUCUUCUUCUCGUGAAUCUAGUAGCAAUAGUCGUCAUACUGAACCUAAAAGAAAGUCUGAAGAUGGGAAAAAGAAGGAAGGAAAAAGUUUAGGCUUCAGCACACGUCUUUCCACAAUGUGGGAGGAUAUGAAAAGAAUGAUGGGAUUUUCACCUGAUUGUUUAAAUGGUGGUUAUAGAGGAAUUGGAAGUUUAAGCUGUACUUGUCCACAAUAUUUUGAGGGGCAGUUAUGUGAACAAAUUGUUUGUGCAAAUGGAGGUAAACGAAUAAAAGAAAAAACUACAGGUUUUGGUGGUAUUCAAACAGAAGAAGAAAUUUGUAAAUGUACACAUCCAAUUUACAUAACUGGUCGGCAUUGUGAACAAGUUAAUUGUCAAAAUGGUGGGAGACUAUUAGGUGAUGGAAAUUGUCAAUGUGCGGAUGGUUGGUAUAGUGGGACUUUUUGUCAGUAUUACACUUCUUCUUGGCUUGUUGCAAUUGGAAUACCUCUUCUUUUUAUAGCUCUUGUUAUAUUUUGUUGUGUUGUUUGUCGUAUGGAUUUAUGCUCAUUAUGUCGUUCUCGGCCGGUAACAACACAAAGAACGCGUCCGAACGAACGACGACCACGACGUCGUCAACACCAACAAAAUUGUCCAUCUGCUUUAGGCGAUAGUAGAGGUGUCCAACGUCCUCAUAAUGGCCCAAAUCGAUCUCGACGCCCAAAUGAUAAUCUUUUAAAUAUAAAUCGGCGGCAACAAAAUGAAGAACAUUUACAAAAUUUCUAUACACAGCAAAAUCUUUUAAACGCUCAACAACAAGAAGAUCAACAAUAUGUUCUCCGGUUGGAACGUUUUCCAAUGCUUUACAACCCAAAUUCUAUUAAUGAUAAACCUUUGGAUCCACCGCCACCAUACGAACAGGUAAAUAUAAAAAUGAAUUUUCUGUUGAUAAAAUUCUUUUAAAAAUUAUAGCCUUUAAUUUUCUGGCAUUGACUAGUUGCGUCUUUGUCUUUUCUAGGGAACUUAAAAAAUUUAGGAAACUCAAAAUCAAUAUUUUUACUAAUGUAAGAGGA